This is a messenger RNA of Cicer arietinum (chickpea), 2655 nucleotides long. RefSeq names its product ATP-dependent DNA helicase DDM1. Gene Ontology annotation, molecular function: ATP binding. The record is from RefSeq and is a predicted model, not a curated record. Lineage: Eukaryota; Viridiplantae; Streptophyta; Magnoliopsida; Fabales; Fabaceae.
UUUCAAUUUUUUAUAUUAUUAUUAUCGCUCCACACUCACACAACAAAAACAACAACAACACCCAUUAUUUUUCGCGCUCCUUUCAUCUUCCCUCAACUCAACUUCAAAACAAAAAUCUCAUUCCCAUUUUCUCUCUCUCACGCUUUCAUUUCUCUUCGAGGUUCGAAAUGGAAGUGAAGAACAAAGAGAAGAACGACGAUCCUACAGUUGAAUCACCAACUUCGGUACUAGAAGAAGAGUUGGAAGAGGUGGUUGUUGCCGAUGAUGGUGUUGUAUCGAAAUCAAUGGCAGAGGAGGAAGAGAAGUUACUUAAAGCUCGUGUUGAGGAAGAGAAGGAACAGUGUGAAGAAGCGCCUAAUCUUAACGACACACAGUUUAACAAGUUAGAUGAACUUUUAACACAAACGAAACUGUACUCUGAGUUUCUUCUUGAGAAAAUGGAUGAUAUCACAUUGACUGCGGGUGAACAAGAGAAACAGGAUGAAGAAGAGAGCCAACCAGUUGCAAAAAAGAACGGCCGAGGAUCAAAAAGAAAGGCAGCUUCACAAUGCAAUACUAGGAAAGCCAAAAGGGCAGUUGAAGCCAUGAUUACAAGAUCUAAAGAAAACGUGAAGACUGAAGAUGUGAAUUUGAGUGAGGAAGAAAAAACUGAGAAAGAGCAGAAGGAGCUUAUGCCUUUACUAACUGGUGGGAAAUUGAAGUCUUAUCAACUGAAGGGUGUAAAGUGGUUGAUUUCCUUGUGGCAAAAUGGAUUGAAUGGGAUUCUUGCUGAUCAAAUGGGUCUUGGGAAGACGAUCCAAACGAUUGGGUUUCUUUCUCAUCUGAUAGCAAAAGGUUUGAAUGGUCCAUAUAUGAUAAUUUCUCCACUAUCAACCCUCUCCAAUUGGAUGAAUGAGAUUUCUAGGUUUGCACCAUCACUCCCUGCUAUUAUCUACCAUGGUAACAAACAACAGAGAGAUGACAUCAGAAGGAAUCAUAUGCCUAGAACAGUUGGCCCAAAAUUUCCAAUUGUAAUAACUUCUUAUGAGAUUGCGAUGAAUGAUGCUAAGAAAUGCUUCAGGUCAUACAAUUGGAAAUAUCUUGUUGUUGACGAGGGACACAGGCUCAAAAACUCAAAAUGCAAAUUAGUGAAGGAAUUGAAAUACAUUAAAGUUGAAAAUAAGCUUCUUUUGACUGGGACGCCGCUUCAGAAUAACUUGGCAGAGCUAUGGUCAUUGUUGAACUUCAUCUUACCUGAUAUAUUCUCAUCCCUUGAAGAGUUUGAGUCAUGGUUUAAUCUGUCAGGAAAGUCUUGUAAUGGAGCAACCAUGGAGGAAUUAGAAGAGAAAAGAAGAGCCCAAGUAGUAGCAAAGCUUCAUGCAAUUCUUAGGCCAUUUCUUUUGCGUAGAAUGAAGUCUGAUGUUGAGCUAAUGUUGCCACGGAAAAAAGAGAUCAUUGUAUAUGCUAACAUGACCGAGCAUCAGAAGAGCUUGCAGGAACAUUUAAUUAAUGAGACACUAGGGAAAUAUUUGAAUGACAAACUUUCAAUUGGACGCUCUGUGACAAAGCUCAAUAAUUUGGUUCUUCAACUUAGGAAAGUCUGUAACCAUCCUGACCUCCUAGAAUCAGCUUUUGAUCGUUCAUAUUUUUAUCCUCCUGUGAAUGAGAUCAUUGAACAAUGUGGAAAAUUCCAUUUGCUCAACCGAUUGUUGGAACGGCUAUUUGCACGAAAUCACAAAGUUCUGAUCUUCAGUCAGUGGACUAGAGUGUUGGAUAUAAUGGAUUAUUAUUUCAGUGAAAAAGGCUUUGAAGUUUGCAGGAUUGAUGGUUCAGUGAAACUGGAGGAUAGGAAACGGCAGAUCCAGGACUUCAAUGAUACAAACAGCAAUUGCCGAAUCUUCCUUCUUUCUACUAGGGCUGGUGGAUUGGGAAUUAACCUCACUGCAGCUGACACUUGCAUUCUUUAUGACAGUGACUGGAAUCCUCAAAUGGAUUUACAGGCCAUGGAUAGAUGUCAUAGAAUCGGUCAAACAAAGCCUGUUCAUGUUUACAGGCUCGCAACUGCUCAAUCAGUAGAGGGUCGAAUGUUAAAAAGAGCUUUCAGCAAGUUGAAGCUUGAGCAUGUGGUGAUAGAGAAAGGACAGUUUCAUCAAGAGCGUACAAAGCCUGCCAUUGUGGAUGAGAUGGAGGAAGAGGAUGUUUUGGCCUUGCUUCGAGAUGAAGAAACAGCUGAGGACAAAAUGAUACAAAAAGAUAUUAGUGAUGAAGACCUGGAGAAGAUAUUGGAUCGCAGUGAUCUUGUUAUCAAUGGUUCCGGCGAUGAUAAAGCUCCAGCUAGUACCUUUCCCCUUAAAGGGCCUGGUUGGGAGGUGGUAAUUCCAACUGCAACUGGGGGCAUGCUUUCCACUCUUAACAGUUAAAUAUUUUUUAAAAUUUGCUUUUUGUGGUAAGUGAUGUAAUUGACUAUCAAUCGUCACAGAGGGAAUGUCCUGGGAGGGCAUUCAUUUUUGUAAAGUCGACUAACGGAACUACAUUUAGAAAUGAAACUACUUAGCGGUCAUGUUUUGUAUGAACUAUUCACAAGUCCAAUAUAGGUGUAUCCAUUCAAUUUGAACGCAGCUUGUAACUAUAGCUGAAUAUUGUUGGACUAUAUUGAUCCAAAGGCUUUUGUUGUCA